CCCCUUCCCCUAAUUCUUCCAAUUCAUCAUUCCAAUAUUUCUCUCUUCUCUCUCAAAUUUCCCGAUCACUUUCUCUCGCAACAUUUUAUUUUCUCUCCGAUGGCUUCCAAUAACGGCGCUUUGCCUACCGGCUCCGGUUUGAUCUUAAGUUUUGGCGAGAUGCUGAUCGAUUUCGUCCCGACGGUUUCCGGCGUAUCUCUGGCGGAGGCGCCAGGAUUUCUUAAGGCUCCCGGCGGUGCUCCGGCGAACGUCGCGAUCGCCGUUAGCCGCCUCGGCGGCCGCGCUGCUUUCGUAGGAAAGCUCGGCGAAGAUGAGUUUGGGCGUAUGUUGGAAGGAAUAGUGAAGGAGAACGGCGUUGACGCUAGCGGAAUCCGCUUCGAUCAAGGCGCUAGAACCGCCUUGGCUUUCGUUACUCUACGCGCCGACGGUGAGCGUGAGUUUAUGUUCUACCGGAACCCUAGCGCCGAUAUGCUUCUUAAGCCGGAGGAAUUGGAUCUCGACCUCAUCAGAUCCGCCAAAAUCUUUCACUAUGGAUCAAUAAGCUUGAUCGUGGAGCCCUGCAGAUCGGCACACAUAAAGGCAAUGGAUGAGGCCAAGAAAGCAGGUGUUCUACUUUCAUAUGAUCCAAAUCUGAGGCUUCCUCUGUGGCCCUCUGCUAAUGAGGCCCGUGAACAAAUCAAGAGCAUUUGGAACAAGGCCGACAUCAUCAAGGUCAGUGAUGAGGAACUCAAAUUCCUUACCCAGAACGAUAAGGUCGAUGACGAAAACGCCAUGUCUCUCUGGCAUGAUGGCUUGAAGCUCCUCCUUGUCACUCUCGGUGAGCAUGGCUGCAAAUACUACACCAAGAACUUCCGUGGAUCUGUGGAUCCUUUCAAGGUUAAGGCUGUGGACACAACUGGAGCCGGUGACUCAUUCGUCGGUGCUCUUCUUUGCAAGAUCGUUGACAACCAAUCUGUACUUCAGGAUGAGAAGAAGUUGAGGGAGAUCUUGAGGUUUGCUAAUGCUUGUGGAGCCAUUACAACAACCAAGAAAGGAGCAAUUCCAGCUCUUCCAUCAGAGGCUGACGUGGCUGCUUUGAUCAAGUCUUCUUCUUAGGCUGCAUAGAGAUCCUCUUAUUUUUUCUUUUUUUCUUUUUUGCCUUUGUUUAGAUUUUUGGUUUCUAAUUCGCUUUUCGCAAUUGAAUUUAAAGAAAAGGGUUGUGAAGGCCCUUUCAAUUUUCCCCCUUUAUCAUUUUCUAUAUAGACUCUUGUGUUUAAGGUAUUUUCCAAAUAAAAGCUUCUCUACAUUUUGACUAUA
Benincasa hispida (wax gourd) is the source of this 1296-nucleotide messenger RNA. Its product is annotated as pfkB-like carbohydrate kinase family protein. Gene Ontology annotation, molecular function: fructokinase activity. The record is from RefSeq and is a predicted model, not a curated record. Gene Ontology annotation, cellular component: cytosol. Gene Ontology annotation, biological process: fructose metabolic process. Lineage: Eukaryota; Viridiplantae; Streptophyta; Magnoliopsida; Cucurbitales; Cucurbitaceae.